Molecule: messenger RNA, 1836 nt
Organism: Penicillium oxalicum
Lineage: Eukaryota; Fungi; Ascomycota; Eurotiomycetes; Eurotiales; Aspergillaceae
Exons: 4
Coding region: 1-1836 (611 amino acids)
Source: RefSeq, a predicted model, not a curated record
AUGGAUCACUAUAGCGACCCGGUCUCGGAUGAUGAGACUGUCUCCGAGAGCAACUCGUUACAGCGGACGGCGUCGGUAGAGCAACUGGGGACUGAUCCGCAUACUCAUCUACCCGUAUAUCGAAGCAUUCAUCGUAUUCGCCGUCUUAUCAUGAGCAACAUAGAUGAUCCGUAUACAUCGGAACAGCUGUCCGAUCCUCAAAUGAAUAUGCUCAUUGUGAGACCACUCGUUGACCAGCUCUAUAAUCCGGACGAUGUAUCUGUAGUCUUCUGCCUUCUAGUGAAUCGUACGCAGUUCUUGCGAGAGCAGCAUUAUCAAGUGCAUCUCCAGACUGUGAGCAUCACUCGCGCAAUUCUUUGUGAGAUCCUCGCCAGUAGAGUCCUCCGAAGAUUCGACGAAGAUAAUCCCGGUUACAUGGGCCUUUUGCUGCUGGCGAACAUUCUGGUAGCGGGAUUCGAGCCAUUUCAAAAUGCCCCCGAUGCGAUCAUCAACGCACAGCCAACUGCACGGCAAUGGCCAAUCCAGAAACGAGGAGGCUAUGAGCGCAAGAUCACGGCGUUGGAGGUCGCGAUCAUCUCCGAGAGCAAGACCUUUCUCAGCUCAUCCGCAUGUCAAAAAGUGGUAGACGCUGUGUAUCGUGGACAAGUCAUCUAUACCCCCCUCUCAUUUGUCGACAUAAUCCCGGAUCAUUACAAGCACCGACCUAUAUCGCUCUAUAAUCCUCGCAAAGCACCGAUCCUGAAUCAUCAUCGAUUGAUUGUGCCACGCCUACGCAACAUUAUUGAAAUUGCCCAGUUUGCCGUGCUUCUCCUGUUGUAUGGACUGACGAUGAUAAAACGGGACGGUGUUACAAUUACCGUCUAUGAGGUUGUAUUUUGCACAUAUGCAAGUGGCUGGUUGCUCGAAGAAUUUGCAGCCAUGAUCGAGCAUGGGUGGUACGUCCACACGCAAAACGUCUGGUCUUUCCUUGACAUCGCCUUCUUUAUCAUUUUUGCUCUCUAUUUUACAUUGCGGGCUUACGCUGAGUUCAUGCGAUUGGAGGAUGUGGCUGCGACCUCCUUGCAAAUUCUUUGUAUCGCGGCGCCUUUCCUCCUGCCACGACUGGCCUGUAACCUGAUGCCAGACAACAUGCUAUUCAUCUCGUUGCGGGCCAUGAUGAGGGACUUUUCUGUUCUCACUUUGCUAGCCACGUGGUGCUUUGCGGGCUUCUUUCUCUCCAUGACAUGGCUCAUCAACACACGUGCGGAAUCCGAUGUCAAGUCGCCCGGCUCAGCAACAAUCUCGAAGUGGAUGCUCUGGAUUUGGUUUGGACUGGAUGGGACAGGCUUCGAGCGUUCAGUGGACUUUCACGUCCUUCUCGGUCCUGCCCUGAUGAUCGCGUUUGCAUUUCUCGGAAACACACUUUUCUUGACCAUUCUAGUGUCCAUGUUAACCAACACAUUUGCCAAGAUUGUUGAGAACGCAGCUGCCGAGGUUCACUUCCGUCGUGCAGUUCUGACCUUUGAGGGUGUCAAAAGUGACGCCAUCUUCGCGUAUCGUCCACCGCUGAAUAUUCUUGCGUUGGUGGUCCUACUUCCGCUCAAAUUCAUCCUCUCACCGCGAUGGUUUCAUAAAGUCAAUGUCGCGGCCGCUAGAGCAUGCAAUGCACCUCUUCUUUUGGCCAUCAGCCUAUAUGAGCGGCACCAACUGUGGCGCUCUCCGAAGAAGAACGCCAACAAAGCGUACAAACGAUCGUCUCUCUUCCAGUGGACUUUCUCGGGAUUUUCUCCACACGGUGACAUUCAAGCUGUGUUCGACGUCGAUCCCCCCAAAAACGUUUUCGAUGAUUCGUUGUGA